Messenger RNA from Culex pipiens pallens (northern house mosquito), 627 nucleotides. RefSeq lists its product as uncharacterized. Bases 1 to 627 code for a protein of 208 amino acids. NCBI's taxonomy places the organism in Eukaryota, Metazoa, Arthropoda, Insecta, Diptera, Culicidae. The record is from RefSeq and is a predicted model, not a curated record. The transcript has 2 exons.
AUGUCGGAUGAUGAAUCUAAAGUUGAGGUUAAGGAAGAAACCUCCAAGGAAGAAUCGCCCGUAAUUGCAAAGAUCGAUUUCCCACGUUUCGAUACGGAUGACAUUGAGACGUGGUUUAUUUGCCUUGAGGCCGCAUUCAGUGUUAAUGGAAUUAAACGAGAUAAAACGAAGUUUAAUGCGGUGAUCGUUGCGCUUGAAAAUCGUGCUAAAUAUGUGUAUUCGGUGAUCAAAUCGUGUAGUGAUUCGACUUCCACAAACAAGUACGACACGCUGAAAGCCGCGGUGAUUGCGCAUUUCCGACCCUCGGAAUCGCAACAGUUAACUAGCCUUUUGUCCGGACUGUCUCUCGGUGAUCAAAAGCCCAGCGCCUUACUUUCGGAAAUGCGCCGCUUGGGCGGAACCGGAUGUACGGACAGCGUGUUGGCCAAUCUUUGGCUACGCGCUCUUCCCAGUACAGUUACCGCCAUCAUCGCCGCUAUGCCGACCAACACAUCCCUGGACGAACAAGCGAAAGUAGCUGACAAGAUUCUCGAAGCCCCACGCGCGGCAACGAACGCCAUCACGGAUGAACACCCAGCGUCGUUGGAUCUGCUGGUUUCACUACAGGUAUGGCGUCCAAGCACGUAA